Messenger RNA from Rosa rugosa (rugosa rose), 647 nucleotides. Its product is annotated as dirigent protein 22-like. Lineage: Eukaryota; Viridiplantae; Streptophyta; Magnoliopsida; Rosales; Rosaceae. The transcript has a single exon. The coding region runs from base 66 to 647 and encodes 193 amino acids. The record is from RefSeq and is a predicted model, not a curated record.
CCUCUACGGCCUUCAUUUGUUUUGGUGAUCGAGCAAGAGAAUUUAGAUACAUACAGAGAGGAAAAAUGGGGAAGGUUGUCGGUCCAGUUCUAAAGCUUUUCUUCGUAGUUCUGUUCAUGUCAUCAUCAGUGCACAGCAGCAGCAACAUUGAAGAAAAGAGAGAAAGUGAUCAUAGGUUUCAAAAGCUCCUCUGCUCAAAACAGAAGCUGACCCGACUCCAUUUCUACUUUCACGACAUUGUUUCAGGCCAGGCACAGACCACAGUGAUGGUGGUCUCACCAGCCAAGACCGUCAAACCAUCUCCCACCUGGUUCGGGCAAGUCAACAUGUUUGACAACCCGCUAACCAAGGGACCCGAACUCACGUCUAAACUUCUAGGCCAUGCUCAAGGGCUAUAUGGGUACGCGUCCCAGGUAGACAUCAGUCUACUAGUUGCCAUGACCUUCAUUAUCACUAAUGGCAGGCACGACGGUAGCAGCUUUACUGUUUUGGGCCGCAACACAGUGACGGAUUCCACGCGAGAGCUUCCGAUUGUAGGUGGAACUGGCAAAUUUCGAUUAGCACGUGGAUUUGCGACAGCCAAGACGUAUUUUUUUAAUGAUACUGUUGCUAUCGUGGAAUAUAAUAUUGUGGUUAUACAUUAUUGA